AAAAAUCCGAAUGCCUCGCUGCCCCCUCCGCGACCGAAUCACUUUGUCUGUGCAGACUGGGGCGUGGCAACUCAACGAACCUCACCGUCGUUGUCCGCGGGCGCGGUUGGUGGACGUGUGGCGACUCUGGAGGUCUUCACUAUGCCACCGUCUCCUCGUCAGCUUCGUCAGACCAGCGGGAAGGUCUUCUACGUUGGUGUCGCCUCGUCUAAUUCCUUGGAUCCAUCGUCGUACAUAACAGAAGACAUGGCUGCUGUUGAAGAGGAGCAAAGAGAAGAGUUGGGUCUUUGUCUUGAGAUGGACGUACGACUGUCCUCAGAUAACAUCGAUGGUCCUUCUAGACUAACCGUUAAGUUCAGAUCCUUGACCCAGACAAUUGAAGCAUUUCCGGAAUCGACAUUACUACCUCAGACAACCACUCCAAGCUCAACCUUGGCGCCGUCGCUGCAGCAGAGAGUUGCCUAUUUCACCGGCCUCGCAAGUCGCAUUUUAUGGCCACCCUCUACUGCGCCGACGCAGCCACAACUCCAACGCCAUGCCGGUCCCCCUCUCGAUCGCUGGCUUCACUUUACCCUCCCGAUUGACCCCAAACUCCUCGCCACAGCCCCCUCUGACUCGCCUCUGCACUUCGCCCUGCACGGUCACUCGGGUGUCUGUGUGGACUCCCUGCUAUUCUCGAAAUGCAGCAUCAAUUUUGCAACUCCUAGUCUUUCUUGGCCUCCGAACAACACGCUCAACCUCUCCUCACUUCCACCGGCCAACAUGUUCGCAAGUGCCGACUCCACCAGUCCCUCCCCGUUCAAUCCCCUCCUCACUGGCGCCUUCUUCUUCGCCUGCCUCCUAGUUGUCCUCGUGAGUCUACUGAUUGUCGUCUUGGUUGUAUCUGUUGCCUGCGGCAAAACAAGGCGUCUUGGUCGAAAGGGCACCGGUGGGAAGGCGGCAGGAUUUGAGAAAGGCAAGAGUGUCGGGGAUGCAGUCGCACCGACGCAUGUUGGAGCUGCGCUUCUGCGAUCCCCGUCGAUUUCGUCGCUGCCUGGGGCCGCGGUUUACCAGCGCCCUAUUGAUGAACUUCUGCAUAAUGUCGAAGAGGAUGUCGAUGAGAUCAGGCGCAAUUGGCAUCCGCCACCUGGUCAUGCCUCACUGGACACAAAAAGUCAGUACAAGAGACCACAGCGGCGUCCACCCCGUCGGGCGCUGAGCGUGGACAGCCGUUUGCAGUCGAAAUUCGCCGCCUCCUACGACGUGAAACCUGGCGCCGGCGUGGUUCAACGAAGACAUCGAAAGCACAGCAAAAAGGUGGCCGAGAGCGUCAGCCCUUCGAAUGCUUGUCAACGUCUUUCCCUUCUCCUCUCAAUAAACGAGGAGAACGAGCUCAUUCUUGUAGCUCCUACAUCGGCCAAUCCUCCAUCGACACGCGCCUCUCCACAACCUGUAGCAAGAAGCGAUGAUGUUCCAACCACGGCCGCAGAAGAGGCUCCUAACACAUCGUCCAACAUCACCAACUCCUCAUCUCGCUCUUCGGAGCCUUCGUCGGGCACAGCAACCACAGCAACAACCUCUUCGGGCAACAAUACGUCUAUAACCACUUCGAAGUCCUCUCAUCCCUUGGAAGUUACUGCACAUCUCUCGCUAGCGGAAGCUGAAGCAACUUUACAAGAAAUGGCCGCAUCUGUGGCUCAUCUAGGCGAGGGGGCUGAGGAGAGAUGUAGCACUGCAACGUCCACGUCCUCCGGUGCUCUGCCUCCGCUCUACGAGGAAGCUGUUCUCCUACUAGAUCAGUCUCCUAGGGGCAAUGCACCUUCCGUAUUUUAG
Messenger RNA from Mesocestoides corti, 1812 nucleotides. Lineage: Eukaryota; Metazoa; Platyhelminthes; Cestoda; Cyclophyllidea; Mesocestoididae. The record is from the annotation of a GenBank genome assembly.